Pyricularia oryzae 70-15 is the source of this 3459-nucleotide messenger RNA. RefSeq lists its product as uncharacterized. Lineage: Eukaryota; Fungi; Ascomycota; Sordariomycetes; Magnaporthales; Pyriculariaceae. The transcript is spliced from 2 exons. The coding region runs from base 516 to 3419 and encodes 967 amino acids. The record is from RefSeq and is a predicted model, not a curated record.
CCCAACACAACGGAUGAGACUAUCGCACACCGACUGGCGGAUAUAGUCGCGCAGCAAAAAAAAGGCUUUUUUUCCCUCUACUUGAUUUUUUUCUCUUUCAGCAACCUUAUCGACGCCGACUCUGAAUGAGUAUAUACACACUCUUCAUCGACGACUUUUGCAGAUGAAUGCAGUGCCACACCUUGUAAACAAGGACCGCGCAUCAUUCCUGAUCAACUUGCCGUCACCAUUGCAAAGCUUGAAGCCCGCAACUUUCCUCUGUGAGGAUUUGUGACAUUCGCUGCUGGAUUACUCGCGCCAAUCAGAGAUAUUAGGCGCAACCAGGUGUAGGACGAUCUUUGUUAUUCGCGAGACAGAUCUCCUGGGGAUAUCAACAUUGUCAACAUUUCAUUCUUCUUCUUUUCGUGGACCUGCUCUUUUGAUUUCAGGUCGUUGGAGCAAGGGAUAGCUGGCACUCCUGUGUCCCAGCUCGUCCCAUCUUUCAGGCGACGUCCCCUCAGCCCUCGCAAGACAAAAUGGACGUGACCUCGCUGUUAAUACCAGCAGGUGCUGCGGGCAGAAUGACACAACAGCAACAGCAACAAGACCCAUUAAACAUGACGCCAACACCAUCAAUCAUCACCAACACGACGGAUCCUUCCACCGGAGUUGUCACUCCUCAGUCUGAGAAGGAGGUCUCGCGCAGUAAUAGCGAGUCCCGCACACCCAACAGGAGCAGAACACCAUGGGAUGCCGGUGGCUACUCUCUGCCGCUAACUCUGGAUACUAAGCUGAUCCGGACACAGCUGGCGACCAAGCCAGUGUUGUACGGCGAGUCUCCGACACAGGAGCAUCACCACAUGGAGCCCAGCAGUCCUCACUCGCUCUCGAAGCACAAGUUUUCCGACAGCCACAGCAGUUUAGCAUCAUCCUACACAACGGCCUCUUCCAACAACUCUGGAACGCACUCUAGGAUAUCAUCUCUGUCAACCGUCAGCGAGUUCCAGCCGAUGAACCAUCUAAUCAAUGAGUUUUCAUCACUCGAGGCCAAGAUGUCCGACGAGAACGACAGAAAUAGCAGUAGCAACAGCAACGCAACUGCCAUCCACGAUGACCCCAACUCGCGGGUGAUGAUGGGAAACGACUCGGACCCAUUGGUCGACCCAGCAUUGCAGCCGCUCUCUCCCUUCACGUUGAACAGCACUUCUAUGGAGCUUCAAAACUCGGCAGUCAUGGCUCAUUCUAACGAGGGUGACAAUGGCUUGAAGUCGGAACAACCUAGAUCGCAUCGUGCCCAGUCGCCAUCAGAUGCGAUACUCUUCAACAGCAACCCAACAAACGUGAGAGAACCGGUGAUGGACAUGGGGAGAAGAACCAGUGACACGCUGGCCUACGGCUACCAGCCGGGUCACAAGAGGUCGGCCUCGGCGCCCGACUUCCCAGCUGUCCGGGCGAGGUAUCAACCUUCGGGAGGCUUCGCAGCGCCCAUCGUUGAGCCUCCGACCUACUCGCCGUCAAUGUCGUAUAACCAGUCCUUUAACAUGUUUGAUCAGCCACGUCGAGUUUCAAGCCCUUCGGAUGAGGAUGGUUACGGUGAAGAGACAGCCAGCUCAGCCACCAGAAGCGACCAGACGGUUCCAACAACGGCCUCAACGGUGCCUGCCACACAGCCUUGGGAAAAUCCAACGGUCGAGGGACCUGAAGAAGACCGCGAUGCUGAGGAUCCUGGAGCAGCCUCUGACUACGAUGAAGAAUCUACUCCCAGGUGCCUUUUUGGUGUAAGGCCGUGUGACACGGGCUCGCAGCUCAGAAAGGCCGUCUCUCACAUCUUUGGACGCAACAAGCUCUGCACGAGGCAAAUCCCCGACAAUGCCUGGGUUCACUACUGCCGGAAACACUACCAGCGCAGCCGCUACCGUGCGGGUCCAGACUACUCUCUCACACAGAUUGGACUCGUCAUCCGCCAGAUCAACAAGAUUCGGAACUGGAGCGAUUACAACGUUGCGCACAACCGCUCUUCUGGCGUUGUCACUUCGUGGCGGCUACAGCUCCGCAAGCGCGAGGAGAAGCGCCGAGAAACAAAGCAGCAGCUUUCGCAGGUUGGAAAGAAGCGUAGGCGGGUGGAUGGCGAAGGCUAUGAGGAGGACGAGGAAGAUGACGAAGGCCAGCCCGGCUCCGCUUCAAGAAACUCAGACUUUGCCACGCAGCAGGGUCAAGCUCCUCCUCAAUGGCUGAUCGAGAAGCUUGGUGAUGGCUACACCACGGACGAAGUACUGGGAAUUGCCCGUCGUCUCAAAGACGAGCUCGAAGCCGGCACAACCCGUCUGAUUCCUGACAUCGAGAUUCUCCCCAACAUUACUUCCGACAGAGCUGAAGAGCCCAAGCCACGCACAAAACCCCAGCGACGCGCUCCUCCCCAGCCCUCCCGCGUCCCGCCCUCCCGGUCUCGACUGCCACCCUAUGGGUAUGGCCACCGAUCCACCCUCAGCGAGUCGAGCCGGGGCGCUAGCCAUCUGGACCACCUGCAAGACGUCGUUGGUAUGUCGCACUGGGAUAAUCCCAGCAAGCGCCAGCGCGGCACUGAGUAUGGCCAGGUGCGAAACCCAUGGGGUCAACAGCCGACCACGACACUUCCCAUUCGAUCAUCCAAUGACCCCAGCGCAUUUGGCGGAUCCCUCGGCACCGCUUCGCACUCGCAAAACCUGAGCACCGGUGGGUACGGAUACGGCAUGUCGAUGCAGCGUCCUUCCCCCGGCUUUCCUACCCCAACCAGCUUGACCCCUUCGGCUUCUUGGGAUACAUCCACGAAUCGGUUGCCCAACAACCAGUACGGCAGUGGAACCAUGCAGUCGGCCUAUCCCCAGCUGGGCUCAGGUUCAUCUACCGCGAGCAGCACCAUGUCAUACGGUUACGGGACAUCUUACAGCCAGCCCGCGACUCAGCAGUCUUUCUACAGCGGCUCUCCCUAUGGAAGCAGCGCAGUCCCGCAGGCAAGCGCACAGCCACGAACCAGCAACCUGUACGGCGAUGCCUGGGGCAACUACAACCAGACUGGCACCGACAACACUUUUAACCAAUCCGGCCGCAUGAACGGACAAAGCCCCGCACGCACGCACCAGCGGCACGUAAGUGCGCCAUGGCCGAAUUCGAGUAUGAACAUGACACCCACAUACCAGUUCACCAACCCCGGCGCGGUGCCCCAGUUCGCCACGAACAACUCGGCUCUAGACCCCAGCCUGGGCGGCUCACACCAGCGACGAUCUUCGAUGCCUCACAACCAGAUGGGGACUGUCGGGCACAACAGCGGACUCAACACACCUCAAAUGACGCCUGCCAUCCGUAGCGGAAGCGGAAGCGAGCACGAGACCUCACAGUCGUACGACCCUCAUCGGCCUCCUAGCAGCAGCGGGAGGUACGACUACGCCACAACUCACCGGUGAGGUUUGUUCCAUGUUAUCGGAGCAUGCUCUUCAAGUCUGU